CACUGGAUUCCUCUGUACUCUUUCACCACCAAACUCCAUUAAAAGCAAAAAAAAAAAGAAGGAUGGGUAUGGUAGUAGUUAUUUCUCUUCCAUUUAUACUCUUCACAAUACUUAUUGGAUUUGGUUGUUUUUUCUUUGGAAGAGCUAAAGGUAGACAAGAUCUCAAAACUAAUCCCCAAGUCUUUGGUGUCCCCACCCCACCCCCUGGUACUAAUUGUGAUAUUCCUACUGCUACCGCUGCUGCUCCUUUUCCUCCAACUCAAAAUUUCAAGCAAGAUAAUACUUCCAAUGUGUAAAAGAUUGAGAUUUUAUUAUUUGUGAUUAAUUUUAUUUUGUGGGAUUGAUUCUACUUGUGCAGAAAUGAAAACAGUGAAAUGAUUUUUUUUCCUUUUCCUUGAGGCUUGAGUUGCACUGUGAAUUACUAAUGGAAGUAAUUGUAUGAAUUGUGUAUCAAGUUUGUUUUGUUUUAGUAUGAUUUUAUUUAG
This is a messenger RNA of Capsicum annuum, 485 nucleotides long. RefSeq lists its product as uncharacterized. The record is from RefSeq and is a predicted model, not a curated record. Bases 63 to 296 code for a protein of 77 amino acids. The transcript has a single exon. Lineage: Eukaryota; Viridiplantae; Streptophyta; Magnoliopsida; Solanales; Solanaceae.